AUGGCAGACGGUCAAACGAAGCUCGCACUCGCUUCUUGCCUUGCCUUUGCGGUUUUACGCCUUGUACACAAUGCUUCCAUACCCGGUGGGGUGACCAAGAUUGAGCGGGAAAAGUUGGCGAGUCACACAGAGCUUUUAGAAGGACUCAAACAGGCCGUGCGACUGGAAAACUCGCGAGAGCCCAAGCCGUCAUUCAAGUUUGUUUACUUGCCGUACACGCUCGACGCGUCGAGCCAAGUUGUUCAAGGAAUAAUGUACCGCGCGAACGUAAAGAUUGCGCCUUCAAAUUGUUUGAAUGCUUUGAACGAGACCAGGGAAGGAAUCGAAGCGUGUGGAGUGGACUUCCUAAAGCCUGAAGUAUUAAAGCAAGAGAAAUGUUGCGCGUUUGAAAUCUGGUCGCGGCCUUGGUUAGCGGGACAAGAACGCUUAGUGGUUCAAAAAGCGGAAUGUACACCGUCUUUUACAGCAGGACAAGCACAGUCUGGUCACUUCCGUGUGACGAUGAAGCUUAGUGUUUAUCCUGUGUGUAACUUAGUAAAGGGCUGA
Molecule: messenger RNA, 546 nt
Organism: Orbicella faveolata
Lineage: Eukaryota; Metazoa; Cnidaria; Anthozoa; Scleractinia; Merulinidae
Product: bitiscystatin-like
Molecular function (GO): cysteine-type endopeptidase inhibitor activity
Source: RefSeq, a predicted model, not a curated record